This is a messenger RNA of Sphenostylis stenocarpa, 384 nucleotides long. The record is from the annotation of a GenBank genome assembly. Lineage: Eukaryota; Viridiplantae; Streptophyta; Magnoliopsida; Fabales; Fabaceae.
AUGUGUGUGUGGUUUGAAAAAUUCUGCAAUGUACUGAGUAGGUCAAGCAUUCACAAAGAUACAAGUUCUGACCAUUGGAUACGGAUCUUAUCUGGUUCCAUACUUUCAGUGUUGCCCAAUAUUUUCUUUUACAAGUGUUCGGUUCAGCGAGAGUUCUACAAAUUUAUUCAUUCCGUGCAUAAUUUCACGCCGAUUUCUAGCGUCAGCAACCGCAUUUGGUGGUUCACGUGUGAACCACAAACCAUUACCGUUAGAUAUAUCAUUAAAUAUUCAACGGUUCUGCUUCUUCACCGUGCUGAACCAGAAGUUGGAGCCGGUGUGAGAUUGCUCGAACUCCCACUCCACUGGAUCAAAAUCCGCAGUCACGGACCGUGGAAUGCAUAA